Messenger RNA from Ceratosolen solmsi marchali, 490 nucleotides. RefSeq lists its product as uncharacterized. The transcript has a single exon. Bases 144 to 488 code for a protein of 114 amino acids. The record is from RefSeq and is a predicted model, not a curated record. NCBI's taxonomy places the organism in Eukaryota, Metazoa, Arthropoda, Insecta, Hymenoptera, Agaonidae.
CCAAAAGACCGGAUAACGUGUAUAAAUCCCUAGUCGAUGUGUGCUGAUUUUUAGCUGACUACUCGAGCCUGCUGAAGCUGAAGGCGCCGACGUGGACGCGGCAAGAGCUCCAGGAGGCCAUCGAGGCCGUAGUCACGCAGAAGAUGCGCUUCACCCAGGCCUCGAGCAAGUACGGUAUACCCAAGGGCACCCUCUACGACAACAUCCUCGGUAAGUCCAAGAGGAUGAUGGUGCUCGAGGAGGCUGCCCUCGACAACGCCGAGGAGACGGCGGUGCUCGAGUUCUGCUGCGACAUCAGCGUCAGCCCCUAUAAUCGGCGAACAAAAAAGUCCCUCAACGCGAUCCUCAAUUUCGUGGAGAAGCUGAGGCGGCAGCGCGACCCCGGCUUCUCCUUCACCGGCCUCUCCGGCUUUCGCUGGUGGUGGGCCUUCUGCAAGAAGCACGGCAUCGUCUCUCUCUACUUUAACGACGAAAACGAUAACGAAUGAUA